Molecule: messenger RNA, 126 nt
Organism: Cetraspora pellucida
Lineage: Eukaryota; Fungi; Glomeromycota; Glomeromycetes; Diversisporales; Gigasporaceae
Source: the annotation of a GenBank genome assembly
AUGGUUAAAGAAACAUUAGACAAAGAAAAAAAGCUUGUUAGAAUUAUAGACUUAAAGUAUCUUAGUUUGAACUAUGAUAUAUAUAAUGUAGGAGGCAUAUUGAACCUUAAUGAUACUAAUUUUAAG